AUGUCUAUCACAUCGGCUGUGGCCAUUCCAACCAUCACAUGCAAGGCAACCGAUGAUAGAUAUUUCACAUAUGACGAAUCCAACAAUAGCUAUAAUAGCGAAGCCAGUCAACAACGUACGAGUCUUUCCAAAGCCAUUGGCCAAGACGAAGUCACAAGAGAAAAGUUGCUACAUGCCCUCGACUUCUCAGGAGGGGACUGGUUCCAGAAGCCUGCGCCGAAGAAACUGAAUCCCACCACUUGGGUCUCUGACCACAGUGGGGAAUGCGAGUUACGGUUUUUGAUCCAGGCCCAACCCGACGGUGAGGAAAACAGUCGAACCGCUGUUCAAAAUACUACCUCCCGUUUGACUGCGGAUAUAGAGAUGAAGUAUGGUCCUAGAAAAUUCUGCCUCGAACAUAUGAAGCUUAUUGGAGAUUUUUUCUUUCCUUCUGAUCCACAAGGCAACCUAGCGUCGUGGCACAGCUUUGCUACCUCAAAGACUAUGGAAAAGUGGAAGAUCUACUUGAACCCACGGGCCUCUGGCAUGGAAAACACUUUCAAUACCACGCAACAAGCUCUGGAGCGUCUAGGGUUAACCGAACCAUAG
This is a messenger RNA of Penicillium angulare, 588 nucleotides long. Its product is annotated as Aromatic prenyltransferase DMATS type. Lineage: Eukaryota; Fungi; Ascomycota; Eurotiomycetes; Eurotiales; Aspergillaceae. Bases 1 to 588 code for a protein of 195 amino acids. The record is from RefSeq and is a predicted model, not a curated record. The transcript has 2 exons.